CGAGCAGCUUUCCGCACUGCCCGGUGCCCAGAGUCCACACUCCCAGUCCCGUCCCCGCGCCGCGCCGGCGAGCAAACCAAUCCAGCAAUGCCGGCGGCCGAUCCCCCCGCCGCCGCGGACGCGGCGUCCGACGAAGGCGCGCCUCACCACGCACCCCCGCCGCGGCCGCGGCCGCCGCCUCCACCCCGACCCCUCUCCCUCGCCUCCGCCCUCCCCUUCUGGUUCUACCUCGCCGCCGCGGUCUCCCUCCUCGCGAUCCUCCUCCCCCGCAUCUCCCCUUCCUCCUCCGCUCCCGCUCCUCUCCCGCCUCUCCUCCGCGGACACCUCGCCUCCGGUAGCGUCCUCAAGCUCGAUCCCGCCCCCGGCCUCUUCGCUGUAACCUCCCGCCCCGCCGCCGCCGCUGCCGGCGGCGGCUCCCCCGCGCACCGCGUCCUCAUCCUCCCGGGCCUCGCCGCGGGAUCCUUCUCCUUCCGCCGCGUCCUCUCGUCGCUCUCCUCUCGCGGCGUCCUCGCCGCGGCGCUCGACCUCCCCGGCCAGGGCCUCUCCCCGGUGCCGCCCUCCGCGGCCGCGCCCGCGCGGACCAGCGCUCUCCGGGAGAUCAUGGACCGCGGCAUCUUCCAUGCCUUCGAGCACCUCGUCCAGACCGGCGAGGUCCCGUACCAGGAAGAAACGGCCGCCCCGCUGGCGCAGUCCCCGCACGCGCCCGCCGAGGCGGCCGCGGCCGUCGCCCGCGCCGUGGAGGCGCUCGGGGUGGCCCCCGUCCACCUCGUGCUCCACGAUUCGUCCCUCGCGGCCGGGGCAGCAUUCGCGUCGGCCAACCCGGGCGCCGUCCGGAGCGUGACGCUGAUCGACGCCACCGCAUCCGUGCCAGCGUUUCCGGCCGCGGUGUUCGACGUGCCCGUGCUGGGGAGGCUGGUGCUGCGAGUGCCGGCGCUGUUCCGUGGGCUGGUGCGGCUGUGCUGCGUGCGGGGGAUGGGGGCCGAGGAGGUGGAGGCGCACCGGGAGACGAUGCGGGGGGAGGGGAGGACACAUGAGGUGAUUGAAGCUUGGAAGGCGAUGAAUCACAGCUUUCAGUUGGGUGAAUGGAGGGGUUCUUCAGACGAGGUGAGGAGGCUGCCGAUGAUGGUGCUGUGGUCAGGUACUUGGUCAGAUAUGUGGAUUGAUGAGGGUAAGAAGGUGGCUGCUGCAUUGCCGGAUGCCAGAUUUGUCUACCAUUCCGGUGGCCGAUGGCCUCAGGAGGAUGCCUCCGAGGAAAUUUCGCGGCUGAUAGCAGAGUUUGUGACCUCUUCAGAAGAAGCAUCAGAUGAUCGCAUCGAGUAGCCUGUUGUAUGUCAUCCUAUGAGUUCACGGCCAUGGAUAAGGAUCAAGAUCCUGGAUUUGAAAAUGCCAGAGCCAUAUGUAUGCACACGUCUUGGACAAGUUGGUAGCUUUAGCUCCUGCUGCUAGCAUGAAACACUUACCCAAGUGGGGACAUCAUGUUCAUGUACCAUAUCUUUUUUGAAGGAUAGUUUAACAAAUGUGCCCAUAGAGCUCUUGUGUUGAUCCUGAAGUUGAUGCAGUGACGAGAAUUGUUAGUUAAGACUAUUUUUUUAGAAGGGUUUCUGUUGUGGCAUCUGUACUGAGUUCUGACUUACAUUGGUGUAUUUCUCCUUUGUUGCUAAAUUGGUAUUGCCUUGCUGUCCUGCAUGAAUUGUAAAACGAUGUGGUACCAAACUCAUGCUAGUGUUUGUAUUUUUCUUUUUA
Messenger RNA from Setaria italica (foxtail millet), 1743 nucleotides. RefSeq names its product protein AUXIN RESPONSE 4. Lineage: Eukaryota; Viridiplantae; Streptophyta; Magnoliopsida; Poales; Poaceae. The record is from RefSeq and is a predicted model, not a curated record. The coding region runs from base 88 to 1320 and encodes 410 amino acids. The transcript is spliced from 2 exons.